Lathyrus sativus (Indian pea) is the source of this 1197-nucleotide messenger RNA. Lineage: Eukaryota; Viridiplantae; Streptophyta; Magnoliopsida; Fabales; Fabaceae. The record is from the annotation of a GenBank genome assembly.
AUGCCUCCUCCGGCAUCCAUGAAUUCCGACCUAGAAACUCCCGAAAAUACUACUGAUUCCUCCAUGGCCAGAACUUAUCGUGCUUGGAAAGGCAAUAAUGUAUUUUUUCUUCAAGGGAGAUUAAUAUUUGGACCUGACGUGAAAUAUAUGAUUAGAACAAUAUUUCUUAUCGUUGCUCCUGUUGCAGUUUUUUGUGCUUUUGUAGCUAGAAAUUUGGUGGAUGAUUUUCCUCAUCACUUUGGUUAUUCAAUACUAAUUCUAGUUAUUAUUAACACAAUCUUUGUUCUGAUUGCCCUUCUAGUGACCUCAGGGAGAGAUCCUGGCAUCGUGCCUCGCAAUUGGUAUCCUCCGGUGCCGGAAAGUUACCGUGAAAGUGUUGAUAUCGAUAUUGAACACAAUCGAUCAUGUAACUUACCACAAAUCAAGGAAGUAAUUAUCAAUGGAAAAAUUGUUAAAGCAAAACAUUGUGAUACAUGCAUGUUAUAUAGACCUCCUCGUUGUUCUCAUUGCUCAAUUUGCGAUAAUUGCGUGGAGCGAUUUGAUCAUCACUGCUCAUGGGUUGGUCAGUGUAUUGGACUGCGAAAUUAUCGAUUCUACUACAUGUUUGUUUUCUCUACAAUGCUUCUAUUCCUAUAUAUUCAUGGAUUUUGCUGGUUUUACAUCAAGAGGAUCCAAGGCUCGGAAGAGAUAUCAAUUUGGAAAGCAAUGAUCAAAACUCCUGCUUCCAUUGUACUGAUAGUGUACUCCUUCAUUGCGGUUUUGUUAGUUGGAAGGCUCGUAGUUUUUCAUACAUAUCUAAUCGGCGCAAAUCGGACUACUUAUGAAAAUAUCAGAUACCGGUUUGAUGAACAAGUAAACUCGUAUAACAAAGGUGUAAUUGAGAACUUCAAAGAAGUGUUCUUAUCUUCAAUUCCUCCAUCCAAAAACAAUUUCAGGUCUAAAGUUUCAGUUCCUAAAGAACUAUCGAAAUCAUCGAGACGAAAGGGUGUUGAUUUAAGUGAAACAUUUGUGCAUAUUAGCAAAAAAAUAGAAAUAAAUGUUGAAGUUUUUGAUGAGAUAUAUGAUAGAGAAUCGAAUUGGAUCACUGAUGAUAGUAGUAAUGAGCCUGUUGACAACUCAACAAAAAUAGCUACACUUGCAGAAAAACUCAAAGAAAAAGAAGAAAGUGAUGCUUCCAAUAUAUUCAUUUACUUUUGA